AUGCCCGGAGCCGCGCCAUGGGGACCGUGGGGGCCGCCGAGGAGGAGGACGGGGCGCAGCCCUAGACCGUGCCGAGCCGCCCCCGACAUGGGGGAGCCCGAGGAGCUGGUGCCCGAUUCAGGUGCUGUUUUCACGUUUGGAAAAAGCAAGUUUGCAGAAAAUAUUCCCAGCAAGUUCUGGUUAAAAAAUGAUAUACCUGCAUAUCUAUCAUGCGGAGAUGAACAUACUGCUCUUAUAACAGGAAAUAGUAAACUAUAUAUGUUUGGCAGCAACAACUGGGGCCAGUUAGGAUUAGGAUCAAAGACAACAGUCAACAAGCCAACUUGUGUAAAAGCUUUAAAACCUGAAAAAGUAAAAAUUGCUGCAUGUGGAAGGAAUCAUACCUUGGUGUACACAGAAGAAGGAAAGGUUUAUGCAGCUGGAGGUAAUAGUGAAGGGCAGUUGGGACUUGGUGACACUGAAGAGAGAACUACUUUUCAGCUAGUCAGCUUUUUUACAGCACAGCACAAGAUAAAACAGCUCUCUGCUGGAUCCAACACUUCAGCUGCACUAACUGAGGAUGGGGUCCUUUUUAUGUGGGGUGACAAUUCUGAAGGGCAAAUUGGUCUAGCAGAAGAAGCUAAUGUGUGUGUCCCUUCUGAAGUGACCAUCGGAAAACCUAUCUCCUGGAUCUCUUGUGGAUAUUACCAUUCAGCCUUUGUAACUACAGAGGGUGAACUCUACACAUUUGGAGAACCAGAGAAUGGAAAGUUAGGUCUGUCACCUGAGCAACUGAAAAAUCAUAGAAUUCCUCAGUUGGUUCUUGGAAUUCCAGGAAAGGUGAAUCAAGUGGCUUGUGGUGGAGGGCAUACAGUAGCUUUAACAGAGGAAGAAGUAUAUACAUUUGGCCUUGGACAGUUUGGUCAAUUAGGUCUUGGCACUUUUAUUUUUGAAACCUCAGAACCAAAGGUUGUUAAACAUCUUCAGAAUCAGAAAAUACAAUAUAUUGCAUGUGGGGAAAACCAUACAGCUCUAAUAUCAGAUACAGGCCAUAUGUAUACAUUUGGAGAUGGUCGACAUGGAAAAUUAGGACUUGGACAGGAAAAUUUUACUAAUCAAUUUGUACCCACGUUGUGCUCUAAUUUUUUGAAAUUUAUAGUCCGUCUGGUUGCCUGUGGUGGAUGCCACAUGUUAGUUUUUGCUAUUCCAAGGCUCAACAAAUCUGAAGAAAUUACAGAAGAAAAAGUAAAUGAUACUGUCUUGACAGUAAUUUCUUCUGCUGGUGAUGAGCAGUCUUCUGGAAACACCUUGCAGAGAUCAUUAUCUGCAAGGUCACGGAGAAGAGAAAGGGAAAAUUCACCAGAACAGCUUGGUCGAAUGAUAAGAACACUGCCUCCUUUGGAAGUUCCCUUCAAAUCACCAGUACAUACCCCAAGCAGUACAACUCCUCUCAAGCACCCUGUAACCAACCAGCCUGAAGAAAAUAUAAGUAAUGAAAAUGACAGCCUAAAAAUAACAGAAGCAGAUGAACCAAUUGAAGGGAAAGAAAAAAAUAAUUCUUCAGCAGAAGAGUCAGAGCCUGAAAAUGAGCAAAAAAGUCUUGGAGAUACUACUGAUGUUCUAAAUAUGACACAUGUGAUGAGCCUGAAUGUGAAUGAUCAAUCUUUAAAAUUAUCACCAAUUCAAAAGCAAAAGAAUCUUGAAACAACCAAGAAACAGAAGAAACAUACAUCUUUUACUGAAAACAAUUCUAAGACCGAAUGUGAAAAAGUUAGUGGAGAUGAAGAGAUGUCAGAAACAAGGAAAGAGAGGCAGACACAGGAUGAGUCUUUGGAGAAGGAGAUAUUUAUAAACCAAGAAACAGUAGAUAAUAAGUCCCUUUUAGCCGAGUCCAUAAAUAGUGAUCCAGUCCAAAUUGUACAAGAAAAACCUGUUGAAGAGAUUUCAAAGGAAACAGAUGAAGAGAUUCUUAAAAGAGAAGAGUUAUUAAAUAACAGUGAGAUCUGGAGGGAGCAAGUAGUAGAGGAGGAAAAGGAUGAAGGAAAUAUUCUGAAGAAUUUAGAAACAAUAGAAAUAGCUUCUGACAAUGAAAUAGAACAUGACAGAAGUCCUCAACUAGAAAUAGAAGAUCUGAAGGAUGAAAGGAAGGAAGGAAAGGAUUUAGAAAAUAAUGAUAAUAAAUCUUCUGAUGGCCCACAGGCACAAGACAAAAAGGAAGAACUUCUUCAGGCUCAACCUAGUGAAAUUAAAAUUAAAGAUGAAGAAAAUGAAGGCCUUAUUGAAGAAUUUAAUAACCAGAGACAAGAUAAAAGCUCUGACAGUGAAAAAGAAACUUUAGAAACUUUAGAAGAGUCAGAAAAUAACAAAGAGGGUGAAAAUUCUAGUGAACAGGAUGUUGAGAUUGUUGAGGAAUCCCAGUCAAAUAAUGAAUGCUCUAAUGAAGAAAAAGAAGAUAGUGGAGAGGUAGAUGACCAGCUGUGGAAUCUAAAAGGUGAUGAGCAAGAGAAAGAGGAACAGGCUGAAGAGAAAGAAAUAGAUGUAAAUGCCAAAUGUGAUAAUAGUAAUGACCAAGUGAUAGAGACACAGGAAAAAGAAAAGAUGGCAACGGGAGGAGGGGCAGAGGAGGAAGAGACAGAGGUAGAGGAGGAAGAGGAGCAUGAAGAAGCUUUGGUUUCCCUAGAUGAGGAAAAUAUGGAUGUGAAUGAAGCAGAAGAGGAAGAAGCAGAACAAGAAACAGGUGAAGGAGAGGAAAAUGCAGAGGAUCAAGAAGAUUCAGAUGAAGAGACGGAGCCACUGGAAACAGAUGAAGGAGAUACAGAAGCUAAUAAUGAGCCAUCAGAUGAAGAGAGGAGAGAAAUGCAAAAGACAGAAGAGGAUAGCCAAUCAGAAAGCCACAACAAAACUGAUUCAGAAGAAACCAGUGACACCAUGGUCGAAACCAUUGGAAAGGAAGAAAAAAUUGAACAAGAACCAGCCUUUCAAGGAUGCAAUGAAAAUCAAAAAGGAAACACAAAUGAACGCAUGCCAGGCAAUUCAGAUGUCCCAGAAUAUUAUAUUGUAGCACCAAAUAGACUACUUAAAAAAUCAAGGACGGUUUCCCUUUUUAAGAGGAAGUCAGUGUCAAGUCAGAAAAAUGUGCAGAGUAUUUUUGAAACAAGGCCUAUUUCUGAGCCACUUGUAAUGGCAGACACAAGACGAAUAGGAGAUCAAGCCGAUAUUGGGAAAGACAGAAAAGAUGAAAACCAAAACCACACAGGGCAAAAUCACAUGGAAACUUCAUCAGCUAAUCAGGAGAGAAAGUCAAAGUCAUGUACAAUUCUAUAAAUACAUAUUUAUUGUUUAUGGUCUCCAAGCACAUAUUGCAAUUUAUACUUGAAAAUAAUUAUGACUUCUGAAAGAAAGUUGCUGAUAAUGAACUUUGUACUGUAAGUUAAUUAUUUGUUUUCUUGGGGUUUGGACAUUGUGACCAUGGUAUUGGUAUUUAUUUCUACUGAUAAUAUUAGUAUAAGAAGUACACUCUGAAAAUCUUACUAAAGUGU
This is a messenger RNA of Gracilinanus agilis (Agile Gracile Mouse Opossum), 3518 nucleotides long. It is a transcript of the gene RPGR, whose product is annotated as retinitis pigmentosa GTPase regulator. Gene Ontology annotation, biological process: protein ubiquitination; ubiquitin-dependent protein catabolic process; visual perception. The transcript has 18 exons. Lineage: Eukaryota; Metazoa; Chordata; Mammalia; Didelphimorphia; Didelphidae. The record is from RefSeq and is a predicted model, not a curated record. Gene Ontology annotation, molecular function: ubiquitin protein ligase activity. The coding region runs from base 1 to 3303 and encodes 1100 amino acids. Gene Ontology annotation, cellular component: photoreceptor outer segment.